This is a messenger RNA of Polistes canadensis, 1909 nucleotides long. Its product is annotated as DDB1- and CUL4-associated factor 13. Gene Ontology annotation, molecular function: protein binding. The coding region runs from base 151 to 1488 and encodes 445 amino acids. The transcript has 8 exons. Gene Ontology annotation, biological process: maturation of SSU-rRNA from tricistronic rRNA transcript (SSU-rRNA, 5.8S rRNA, LSU-rRNA). Gene Ontology annotation, cellular component: nucleolus; small-subunit processome. The record is from RefSeq and is a predicted model, not a curated record. Lineage: Eukaryota; Metazoa; Arthropoda; Insecta; Hymenoptera; Vespidae.
UUUCAAUUUGAAUUCCCUAUUGCCUGGUGUAAAGAUCGUUUUCUAACCGUUAAACUGAAUUGUAGUUUCGAUUUGUGAUUGUUAUAAGUGUUUAAUUAUUCUAAUGUUAAAAAUUAUACAUUAUUAAUAUUGUAAAUCGUAUUAUUAACAAUGAAGGUAAAGAUUUUAUCAAGAAAUCCGGAUGAAUAUUUACGAGAAACCAAACGCGAUAUUCACAAACUUCCUAGGAAUUAUGAUCCAUCGUUACAUCCUUUCGAAGUACCAAGAGAAUAUACUAGAGCUUUAAAUGCCGUUAAAUUGGAUAGAGUUUUUGCAAAACCUUUCAUAGGUUGCUUAGACGGCCAUAAGGAUGGUGUAGCAGCUGUUUGCAAACAUCCUUCGCGUUUAUCGGUUCUUCUUAGUGGUGCCUAUGAUGGAGAAUUGAAAGUAUGGAAUUUAGCUACUAGAACAGCGGAACGAUCUUUCAAAGCUCACGAUGGCAUACUUCGUGGUAUUACAUUUACUCCGAAUGGAUCACACUUCAUGACGAUAGGUGACGAUAAAACUAUAAAGACAUGGAAAGUUGAGAAUCCAUUGUUCGGUGAAGAAGAAGAACCUGUUAAUACCAUUAUUAGUAAAUCCCAGUUGACUGGUAUAUCACAUCAUCGAAAAGAUCCAAUUUUUGCUACUUGUGGAGAUACGUGCCAACUUUGGGAAGAGACAAGGAAUGAACCGAUACGUACUUUCAAAUGGGGUGUUGACAGUUUACACGAUGUCAAGUAUAAUCCAGUAGAAAAAAAUUUGUUAGCUGCUUGUUCUAGUGAUCGUAGUAUUAUUUUAUAUGAUGCUAGGGAAACCGGUCCAUUACGAAAAAUUGUCAUGAGAUUACAAACAAACAAACUUUCUUGGAAUCCUAUGGAAGCCAUUACCUUCACAUGUGCUAAUGAAGAUUAUAACUUAUAUACUUACGAUAUUCGUUCAUUAAAAAGUCCAGUUAAUGUACAUAUGGAUCACGUAGCUGCAGUAAUAGACGUAGAUUACGCUCCUACUGGUAAAGAAUUUGUUUCUGGUAGUUACGACAAAUCAAUUCGUAUUUUCGAAGUUAAUAAAGGACAUUCGCGAGAAGUUUAUCACUCGAAACGAAUGCAAAGGCUCACGAACGUGGCUUGGUCUUUCGAUAAUAAAUAUAUAAUUAGUGCUAGCGAUGAAAUGAAUCUUCGAGUAUGGAAAGCUAGGGCGUCAGAAAAAUUGGGCGUGCUCAAACCCAGGGAAAAAGCGUCAUUGAAUUAUUCCAAUGCGUUAAAAGAGAAAUUUGCGGCUCAUCCACAAGUGCGUCGUAUUGCUAGGCAUAGACAAGUACCGAAACAUAUUUAUAACGCUCAAGCUGAGAUACGAACGCUUCGUGAAAAGAGUAAACGAAAGGAAGCUAAUAGACGUGCUCAUUCAAAGAAAGGAGCAGUACCAUUUGUGCCGGAAAGACAAAAGCAUAUUGUACGACAGGAUGAAUAAGACGUUCAGAUCGGCCAUCAUUUUGCGAAAAUCCGCGAGCGUGUUGUAAUCCGGAUCCGAGUCGAUGUCCGCGAAAUCCUUGUUCGAGUCGCUCUUCACGAAGCUGGGAUUGUAUCGGCUUAACGACAGUGGACACGGCAACAACUCUGGCAUUACGGAAUGGUGGGUUAUCAGGGCUGUCAGCGUCGUGAAUUCUUUCGUAAAGCCCUGCAACAGACACGAAACGAUGCUUUGUCUUUUACUCUUUAAUACAUUCAUGGUACAUUGUUGCACUCGUAUGGAAGCCGAGUGAUAAGGCUAUUUUCGUGUACAUACAUAAAUACACAUAUAUACAUGCAUAUGUAUAAAUAUGCACGAUGUUUUACAUUGUUGUAAUACUACACGUACCAGUUGAUGAAAAUAAACUGUUUUGUCAUAUUAA